Messenger RNA from Ochlerotatus camptorhynchus, 1889 nucleotides. Its product is annotated as alpha-glucosidase-like. The transcript is spliced from 3 exons. Bases 30 to 1850 code for a protein of 606 amino acids. Gene Ontology annotation, biological process: carbohydrate metabolic process. Lineage: Eukaryota; Metazoa; Arthropoda; Insecta; Diptera; Culicidae. The record is from RefSeq and is a predicted model, not a curated record.
GAUUGUCCCUGUUCUGUGUUGCGUUUCGGAUGAAGAAGUGUUCAGUGUUGUGCUUGCUGGGUCUGUUGGCCCUGGCAGGUGCCAAAUUAACCGUCCGGCAGGAUGACCACGACCACGACCACGAUAUGCCGGCUUUGGAUUGGUGGGAGAACGGAGUGUUCUAUCAGAUUUAUCCACGGUCAUUCAAGGACUCGAACGGUGAUGGUGUAGGGGAUAUCGCUGGCAUUUUGGAAAAAAUGGAUCACCUGGCCGAGCUGGGUGUAACGGGAGUGUGGUUCAGUCCGCUGUUCAAGUCACCGAUGAAGGACUUUGGGUACGAUAUUUCCGAUUUCAUGGACGUGGAUCCAACGUUCGGGACGUUGGCCGAUCUGGAACGGUUGUUUGCUAAGGCGAAAGAGCUGGACAUCAAGGUGAUAUUGGACUUUGUGCCGAAUCAUACGAGCGAUGAGCACAAGUGGUUCCAGGAGGCGCUGGCCGGCAAUAUCUCGUACGUGGAUUACUACGUGUGGAAGGAUGGUAAAGCCAAUGGUGAACCACCGAAUAAUUGGCAAUCCGUGUUCCAUACCGACGCUUGGACCAAACCGGUCGGUCAGACCAAGUACUAUCUGCAUCAGUUCGACAAGGGUCAACCGGAUUUGAACUACGAAAAUCCCAAGGUCAAGGACGAGAUGAAGACAAUGAUCGAAUUCUGGUUCGAAAAGGGAGUGGACGGAUUCCGAAUUGAUGCCAUCAACCAUGCCUACGAAGACGAACGAUUCCUGGAUGAACCAAUUAUCGAUACAAACAAGGGGCUGUUCUACGAAAAUAUGGAACACAAGUACACUAUGAAUCAGAACAAAUCAUACGACUUGAUUUAUGAUUGGCGUGAGGUGUUUGAUCAAUGGUCCACCAAGACGAAUAAGACCAAACUGAUGAUGACGGAAGCCUAUGCCGAUCUGGAGCAUACCAUGCGUUGGUAUGGUGACGGCAAACGUAACGGUUCGCACUUCCCGUUCAACUUUGCCAUGAUCAAUGGACUGUCCAGCAGUUCCAACGCUGCUGAUUUAAAAUCGGUCGUCGAUCAGUGGCUGGAAAACAUGCCAAAGGGAGCGCAGGCCAACUGGGUUUUGGGAAAUCAUGACCGUCCGCGUAUUGCAUCUCGCUUUGGUCCAGAACGUGCUGCCAGUUUUGCCAUAAUGGAGUUGACUCUACCGGGAAUUGCUGUGGUCUACUAUGGAGAGGAAAUCGGUAUGGAGGACUUCCGGGAUAUCUCCUUCGAGGACACACAGGAUCCUCAGGCUGCCAAUACCAACAAAGAGAUAUAUCAGCUGUACACACGUGACCCGGUGCGGACACCAUUCCAAUGGGAUGCUACGGCAUAUGCUGGUUUCACAGCUGCCACUACCCCGAAGACCUGGCUGCCGGUUCAUCCCAACUACAAGGACCUGAACUUGGCUGCCCAGAAGGCAGCACCGAAGAGCAUCUUCAAGUUGUACAAGCAUUUGAUUCAGCUACGUAAGGAUCACACCUUCAUGUACGGUGACUUUGAAUCGAAGGCCCUGAUCAACAACGUGUUGGGUUACACGAGAAAGUUGGCCGAUCACAAAUCGUACGCCGUUGUGAUGAAUAUGAAUUCGGCCGAGGUUCAGUUGAACAUGAAACACUUGGACGGUGAGGCAGAGAAGCUGAAGGUUGUGGCCAGUACGCCGGAGUCGAAGUUUGAAGUCGACCAGGAAGUGACCGACGUGCAGAACAUGACAUUAGAGAGCUACGAUGCGGUGGUGUUUGAGAUCAUCACGGCUGGCAGUGCUGCCAUCACCGGUUCGUUGAUGUUGAUUUUGGCGUCUGUGUUGAGAUGUUUGUUCCAAUAGUGAUUUAGUUCGGAGAUUAAUUUAUUUAUUGUUUGGUCG